AUGCCGCCGAAACCAAGAGCUGGUACACCAAGAGCACCCUCCACCCUGAAAGCAGUCAUACCCUGGCUCAAAGACCCACCUCAACAACUCCCAUCACGUCCAAAGAUCCACCGCAUUGAACCACCACUGCAAGACCCUGACAACCGGCCACAGUGUGACCUGCUGGCGACAGGCAUUGGAUGA
This is a messenger RNA of Pelobates cultripes (western spadefoot toad), 183 nucleotides long. NCBI's taxonomy places the organism in Eukaryota, Metazoa, Chordata, Amphibia, Anura, Pelobatidae. The record is from the annotation of a GenBank genome assembly.